Molecule: messenger RNA, 1560 nt
Organism: Myotis brandtii (Brandt's bat)
Lineage: Eukaryota; Metazoa; Chordata; Mammalia; Chiroptera; Vespertilionidae
Gene: JUN
Product: jun proto-oncogene
Exons: 2
Coding region: 112-864 (250 amino acids)
Biological process (GO): regulation of cell cycle; regulation of transcription by RNA polymerase II; regulation of cell population proliferation
Cellular component (GO): transcription regulator complex
Molecular function (GO): RNA polymerase II cis-regulatory region sequence-specific DNA binding; transcription factor binding; DNA-binding transcription factor activity, RNA polymerase II-specific
Source: RefSeq, a predicted model, not a curated record
GCCCAAGGCCCCGGGAGGCGCGGGUGCCCCCCGCUUGCCAGCGCGCUGUUGCGGCCCCGAAACUUCUGUGUGCAGCCCAAACGAACCCCACGUGAAGUGACGGACUGUUCUAUGACUGCAAAGAUGGAAACGACCUUCUACGACGAUGCCCUCAACGCCUCGUUCCUCCAGUCCGAGAGCGGUGCCUAUGGCUACAGUAACCCCAAGAUCCUGAAACAGAGCAUGACCCUGAACCUGGCCGAUCCGGUGGGCAGCCUGAAGCCGCACCUGCGGGCCAAGAACUCGGACCUCCUCACCUCGCCCGAUGUGGGGCUGCUCAAACUGGCGUCGCCCGAGCUGGAGCGCCUGAUCAUCCAGUCCAGCAAUGGGCACAUCACCACCACGCCGACCCCCACCCAGUUCCUGUGCCCCAAGAACGUGACAGACGAGCAGGAGGGCUUUGCCGAGGGCUUCGUGCGCGCCCUGGCCGAACUGCACAGCCAGAACACACCGCACCACCUGCCCCAGCAGAUCCCGGUGCAGCACCCGCGGCUGCAGGCCCUGAAGGAGGAGCCGCAGACGGUGCCCGAAAUGCCCGGGGAAACACCGCCCCUCUCCCCCAUCGACAUGGAGUCCCAGGAGCGGAUCAAGGCGGAGAGGAAGCGCAUGAGGAACCGCAUCGCUGCCUCCAAGUGCCGGAAAAGGAAGCUGGAGAGAAUCGCCCGGCUGGAGGAAAAAGUGAAAACCUUGAAAGCGCAGAACUCGGAGCUGGCGUCUACAGCCAACAUGCUCAGGGAACAGGUGGCACAGCUUAAACAGAAAGUCAUGAACCACGUUAAUAGUGGGUGCCAACUCAUGCUAACGCAGCAGUUGCAAACGUUUUGAGGAGAGACUGUCGGGGGCUGAGGGACAACGGAGAAAAAAAAAAUAACAGACACAGACUUGAGAACUUGACAAGUUGCGAGAAAGAGAGAGAGAGAGAAAAGAAGUGUCCGAGGACUAAAGCCAAGGGUAUCCAAGUUGGACUGGGUUGCGUCCUGACGGCGCCCCCAGUGUGCACGAGUGGGAAGGACUUGGCGCGCCCUCCCUUGGCGUGGAGCCAGGGAGCGGCCGCCUGCGGGCUGCCCCGCUUUGCGGACUGGCUGUCCCAGCGCAAACAGAACCUUAGACUUUUCUUUAACAUUGACCAAGAACUGCAUGGACCUAACAUUCGAUCUCAUUCAGUAUUAAAAGGGGGAGGGGGAGGGGUUGCAAGCUGCAAUAGAGACUGUAGAUUGCUUCUGUAGUGCUCCUUAAGAAUACAAAGCGGGAGGGGUCGAGGGGGGGAGGCGGGAGGGAGGUUUGUGAGAAUGCGGCUGAGCCUACAGAUGAACUCUUUCUGGCCUGCCUUCCUUAACUGUGUAUGUACAUAUAUAUAUUUUUUAAUUUGAUGAAAGCUGAUUACUGUCAAUAAACAGCUUCAUGUCUUUGUAAGUUAUUUCAUGUUUGUUUGUUUGGGCGUCCUGCCCAGUGUUGUUUGUAAAUAAGAGAUUUGGAGCACUCUGAGUUUACCAUUUGUAAUAAAGUAUAUAAUUUUUUUUA